This is a messenger RNA of Humulus lupulus (European hop), 390 nucleotides long. RefSeq lists its product as uncharacterized. The coding region runs from base 1 to 390 and encodes 129 amino acids. Gene Ontology annotation, molecular function: zinc ion binding. The transcript is spliced from 2 exons. The record is from RefSeq and is a predicted model, not a curated record. Lineage: Eukaryota; Viridiplantae; Streptophyta; Magnoliopsida; Rosales; Cannabaceae.
AUGGCAUAUUCUAGGACAAAAAGGUAUGGAGAAGUUCAAGGGAGUCCCCCUCUUUGUCGUUGUGGAUGUGAGGCCAUACUAGGCAUAACGUGGACUAUAUACAAUUCGAGGAGAAGGUUCUAUGGCUGCCCAAGAUACAAGAGAAAUGAGAGAGACGGUUGUGGCUUUAUUCAUUGGAUAGACCCUCCUAGUGGUGAAAGACAUAAUUAUGAUAAUGGGUUGUUUAAAAGAGUAGAGGAGAUCGAAGGUAAUCUUUUGCAACAACAGAUUUUGGUUGAGAAAAGAGAAGAACAAGUUGGAAAAAUUUUGAUGUUGAUGGAGGAUGUCAAAACUGGUCUCUGUAUUUUUGUUGUACUUUUAUCUUUUGUUUUGUACUUGACAUUAUGGUGA